This is a messenger RNA of Fomitiporia mediterranea MF3/22, 150 nucleotides long. RefSeq lists its product as uncharacterized. The record is from RefSeq and is a predicted model, not a curated record. NCBI's taxonomy places the organism in Eukaryota, Fungi, Basidiomycota, Agaricomycetes, Hymenochaetales, Hymenochaetaceae. The annotation marks the transcript as partial. The transcript has a single exon.
GACCUCUCCAAAACGAUCUCAUACCAAUGGCGUUUGCUGUUUGUAGAGGAACGUAAAUUCUGGGGCAAACUCACGAAGCAGAGGAAGAAAGAGCACGAGGAGAUGAAUACCCAUGGUACGUCUAUCGAUUGUUGUGAUUUGCUAAGGUAG